AUGGCGCAGGACAUUGCGGUCCCUGGCCUCUUGAGUGGUGUCAGCAUGAAUACUUACAGCAGUGUCUGCUCGGUCUCUCGAGUUGCUUCUCUCGUGGUGAUGCACAGGGGCAUCACCACCACCACCACGCGUCCAAGUGUCAUAUGGAAUGGCGUGAGACGAGGAUUCGUCAGACGAAUCGCUCGGUCCAAAGAGCUCGGACGUGAUAGCCCCAUGUUCCCGGAUCCAGUCAACCGGGUUCUGGCAGUUCCCGCUCCGCGUGUUUUGGGGGCAGUAGGCGCCGCCUAG
Messenger RNA from Peronospora matthiolae, 288 nucleotides. NCBI's taxonomy places the organism in Eukaryota, Oomycota, Peronosporomycetes, Peronosporales, Peronosporaceae. The record is from the annotation of a GenBank genome assembly.